This is a messenger RNA of Eruca vesicaria subsp. sativa (arugula), 2407 nucleotides long. The record is from the annotation of a GenBank genome assembly. NCBI's taxonomy places the organism in Eukaryota, Viridiplantae, Streptophyta, Magnoliopsida, Brassicales, Brassicaceae.
AGAUAGAGAAGAAACUCUCUUACCAAACCACACACUCUCUCUCGCCAGAGAGUUUCUUCCCCUCUGAUUCUCCCCGGAGACACUCGAAAAAUCCAAACUUUCAAUCAUGGGUCUCUCCACAAACCUCCACACCAUCAACCCCCGCUCCACUUUCCUCACCGGCGGCCUCCUCCGCCCCUCUCCAAUCACAUCCACUUUCAUCAAAAUCUCUUCCCUUUCAAUCCCUAAACACCAAACCACCACAACAAUCAGAUCCCAAAUCUCCACAAUCACCCCCGUCAAAGACGACAUCGAAUCCCUCUUCUCAUCCCCAACAACCCAACAACAACAAUCCUCCGACCGUCGAAAAAACUCUUCCUCCUCCGGCGUCUCCUCCGGCGUGAAGCUCGAGAACAUAACUAAAACCUACAAAGGCGUCACCGUCCUCAAAGACGUCUCCUGGGAGGUGAAAAGAGGGGAGAAAGUAGGCCUGGUCGGAGUAAACGGCGCCGGCAAAACGACGCAGCUUCGAAUCAUAACGGGCCAAGAGGAGCCCGACUCGGGAAACGUAAUCAAGGCCCGGCCCAAUAUGAAAGUGGCCUUUUUAAGCCAAGAGUUCGAGGUUUCCAUGAGCAAGACCGUUAAAGAAGAGUUCAUGAGCGCUUUUGAGGAGGAGAUGGAGAUUACGGAGAGGCUUGAGAGAGUUCAGAAGGCGAUUGAAGGAUCUGUUGAUGAUUUGGAGCUGAUGGGGAGGUUACUUGAUGAAUUUGAUUUGUUGCAGAGACGAGCUCAGGCGGUGAGUUUGGAUAGUGUUGAUGCGAAGAUUAGUAAGUUGAUGCCGGAGUUGGGGUUUGUGGCUGAGGAUGCUGAUAGGCUUGUGGCUUCCUUUAGUGGUGGGUGGCAGAUGAGGAUGUCUCUUGGGAAGAUUCUGCUUCAGGAUCCAGAUUUACUGCUACUUGAUGAACCUACAAACCAUUUAGAUCUUGACACCAUUGAGUGGCUUGAAGGCUAUUUGCAAAAGCAAGAAGUUCCCAUGGUCAUAAUCUCACACGACAGAGCCUUCCUUGACCAGCUCUGUACCAAAAUCGUCGAAACCGAGAUGGGUGUUUCAAGAACAUUCGAAGGUAACUACUCUCAGUACGUGAUCUCAAAGGCAGAGUGGAUUGAAACUCAGAACGCAGCUUGGGAGAAGCAGCAGAAAGAGAUUGAAUCAACUAAAGACUUAAUCGCUAGGCUUGGUGCUGGUGCUAACUCUGGCCGUGCUUCCACUGCAGAAAAGAAACUAGAGAAGCUGCAAGAACAGGAGCUUAUAGAGAAGCCGUUUCAGAGGAAGCAGAUGAAGAUUAGGUUUCCAGAGCGUGGAACUAGUGGAAGAUCUGUAGUCACGGUUAAGAACGUUGAUUUUGGUUUUGAGGAUAAGAUGCUGUUUAAGAAGGCUAAUCUAACAAUAGAGAGAGGAGAGAAGAUUGCUAUUAUUGGCCCUAAUGGUUGCGGGAAAAGCACGUUACUGAAGCUUAUAAUGGGUUUAGAGAAGCCAAUGAAAGGUGAAGUUAUUCUCGGAGAGCACAAUGUAUUACCAAACUACUUUGAACAGAACCAGGCUGAGGUUCUUGAUUUGGAUAAAACGGUUCUUGAAACGGUUUGUGAAGCUGCAGAAGACUGGAGAAGUGAUGAUGUAAAAGGUCUUUUAGGACGUUGCAACUUCAAAGCAGACAUGCUUGAUAGGAAGGUCUCUCUAUUGAGCGGUGGUGAGAAAGCAAGACUUGCUUUCUGUAAAUUCAUGGUGACGCCUUCGAAUGUACUUGUUUUGGAUGAACCAACCAAUCACUUAGACAUUCCUUCUAAAGAGAUGCUUGAGGAAGCGAUAAACGAGUACCAAGGUACAGUGAUUGCAGUCUCACACGACCGUUACUUCAUCAAACAGAUUGUUAACAGAGUGAUAGAAGUUGAAGAUGGUUGUUUGGAAGAUUACGCAGGAGACUACAAUUAUUACUUGGAGAAGAAUUUGGAAGCUAGGGCAAAGGCGGUAGAGAGAGAAGCAGAGCUAGAAGAGAAAGCACCAAAAGUGAAGGCGAAGUCAAAGAUGUCAAAAGCAGAGAAAGAAGCAAGGAAGAAGCAGAAGAUGCAGGCGUUUCAACAGGCUAAACAGAAGUCAAAGGCCAGCAAGAACUCCAAGAGAUGGAACUGAAAAGGAGUCUGAGAGAUAUUUUUAUAAAAGUCUUCUUACAGUUGCAGCAACAUCUUUAUUGUGGAUUCUCAGUUUGUAUAGAAUAUACUUUUUCAGUUAAGAAAAGAUUAAGAAACUUAACUGUCUCAGAAAUUGGAUUAGAGGUUGAUCACUUGUAGUCAGAUUCAAUACUAGUAGUUAGCCCUGGUGUAUCAUCUGAAACCCUUGAAGUCAAACCAAAUUUUAUAAAUAUCUGAAUAG